Messenger RNA from Knipowitschia caucasica, 252 nucleotides. Lineage: Eukaryota; Metazoa; Chordata; Actinopteri; Gobiiformes; Gobiidae. The record is from the annotation of a GenBank genome assembly.
AUGUACCCACAGUUGGAUGAGAAAAUGAGGUCCAAGGAGUUGAUCAAGGAAGCCAUCAAGGACAACGACUUCAUGAGCAACCUGGAGGCGUCCCAGAUCCAGGAGAUUGUGGACUGCAUGUACCCGGUGGAGUACGCCAAGCACAGCCUCAUCAUCAAAGAGGGCGACGUGGGCUCGCUGGUCUACGUCCUGGCAGAAGGAGUGGAUCUGUGUGUGGGACAUGACGGAGGAGGGUUUGAGGGUUUCAUCUGA